This is a messenger RNA of Anopheles marshallii, 1758 nucleotides long. RefSeq lists its product as uncharacterized. Bases 1 to 1758 code for a protein of 585 amino acids. The transcript has 5 exons. Lineage: Eukaryota; Metazoa; Arthropoda; Insecta; Diptera; Culicidae. The record is from RefSeq and is a predicted model, not a curated record.
AUGCCUCAUAUUAUCAACGACAUAUUGAUGCCCGUGCUAUUAGUGUUGAGCGUCGGAAAUUUCAUCGCGGACUGCUUCGAUGCUUCAUUGGUCCGAAUCGUUGGCCCACGAAUUGUACCAGAGCACGGGGAACUGACGUUGAAAUGUGAAGUAGCACCUGGCGUUCGAAACAUAAGCAUAUCGUGGCACUUCUCGGAAAACAAUAAUUCAUUGAAUGCAAACGUGCUCGAUACAACAGUCAAGGGGAAAAGCGUACUGCAAAUCCAGCACAUGCUGAGACAGGAGACUCACACGUUUAACUGUUGUUUGGGAAGUUUUAAAUUCAUCUGUGCCACACACAGCGUGAUCGUGCUGUACACAACAUUAGAUCGACAGAUAAUGCGGCUCGACGAUUCAAGCGGUGCACUUAUUCUAACUCAAGCCACAGAAAGCGUUCCAUCGCAUUUCGACUUUGACAUCUGUUUGGCAGUUGGUAGGCAGUUGGAAAAUGUAGAAAUCGACUCCUCCUCCGGAACAUUCGAUUCCGAUCAUUUUUGUAGCAACUCUACUAGCGAGAAGAAUGGUGACAGUCGACGGUGCUUGCAUAUUUCUUACAGCGUGAAACAUAAUGCGCAAACCGACAAUCGAUUGCUUGCGAUCAACUUUACUCACGGCGUGUCUGUAACAACAUACUACUUGUAUGUGUUAUUAAAUGGUAAACCUAGACCGAUGAUGAACGAUAUCAUAAUCCAACCACGUACGGUAAUGAUCGAAUUAUCAUGCUGGGGCACAGCAAUUCCAGCGCCCAAAGUGACCAUUUCCUUCACGCCAUGUCCAUCGCUUGACUGGAGCAAAUGCAACAGUUCAACAGCAACUCUAGACGAGAUAAUCACAUACAGCAGUAUCCCCACAAUCACUUUCAACGCAAGUGUCCGAGUAGUGGGUUCACACCUACCCCCUGGAAUAGUGCACUGUAAAGCUGCGAACUCCGAAGGCACAUCCUACACGCGCUCUAGACUGUUUCGACGCAAUCAGCGAGAAGUCAUAAUGUUGCAACAGUUACAUCCAAACACCGUGCUCUACGCGGGAGAUUCAAUCACUGUCCGUUGCUCCGUCGAUUGUUACAAUUUCACUAACCGCUUCACAUUCUACGCCCAAAACCAGCGACAUCAAGUGCUGGGCCAACGAGACACCUACAGCUGGGUGGCAGAAUUCACGGUGACUGAUCUUGCCAUAUCCGACAACCAAAUCGAGUGCCAAUCGCAGCAUCAGAAUGGAUCGUUGGUAACAAAACGUUUAACUUUCACAAUCGUACAGCCGUAUAUUAGCGCUCAGGACAGGUUGCGGUAUUUAAUGAUUGAACACAACACACCACUACUUCUGAGCUGUAAUGUGAUCGGCAAGCCUAUGCCCGAGUAUCGAUGGUUUAAACAUGACGUUCAACUUCCGAAUACCAACUUCAUGAUGGUCAUGACCCCGUCCGAGGGUGAUCAGUUCGAUUGUUACGCAAAAAACAGAGCUGGAGAGGUCAGACUAACCUGGGUAAUAGCAAAUUCCAAUGAAACCAGUGUCGAUUUUGGGCAAUUGACACUGGUUAUUACAUUGUUGUUCGUAUUUACAAUCGGCGUUGUUUGCUGUUAUUUUAAAGCUAGACAGCUGUGUACACUGCUUCGAUCCUAUAGAGCAGGGGUCUCCAAACUACGGCCCUCGAGAGUCUCCAGUGUGGCCCGCGAGAGUCUCCAGUGUGGCCCGCGAGAGUCUCCAGUGAGCUAUUGCUAA